AAUGUUUUUUCAGCACGAUUAACGACUGUCACGUUUCUCACGAAGACUACGAACAUGCUUGCUUAAUUUGGGAUACAUUCAAAAUUAAUACUUUACAACAAUACGCAGAAAUAUAUUUAAAAACAGAUGUUUUGCUUCUUGCUGACAUUUUUGAAAAUUUUCGAUUGACUUGUUGGAACACGUACAAACUGGAUAGUUUACAUUAUUAUACUGCGCCAGGGCUCGCUUUCGAUAGUAUGCUAAAACUUACGGGGGUUGAAUUAGAACUACUAACUGAUAUUGAUAUGAUAAUGUUCCUAGAACGAGGGAUACGUGGGGGUGUCUCGCAGGCGUGUAAUAGAUAUGGAAAAGCAAAUAAUAAGUACAUGGGAAGUAGUUUUAAUGCAAAUGAACCUAUAUCAUAUUUAAUGUAUUUCGACGUAAAUAAUCUCUACGGUUAUGCGAUGUCGUUUCCUUUACCAGAAGGGAAAUUUGAAUGGGUUGAUGAUGUCUACUCUAUUGUAAUUAAUGACAUUCCCGACGAUGGUGAGUACGGUUACAUAUUUGAAAUCGACCUAAUUUAUCCAGUAAAACUACAUAAAAAACAUCGUGAUUUACCAUUACUUCCGGAACAUUUAAUUCCACCAGCUUCCAAUUCAAAAAUGCAUAAAUUAAUGACCACACUUUACGAUAAGAAAAACUACAUUAUUCAUUAUAGGAAUUUAAAACAGGCGUUAAAUUUAGGUAUUGAAAUUGAAAAGGUUCAUCGUGUAUUAAAAUUUAAACAAUCACCUUGGUUAAAAAAAUAUGUCGAUUUGAAUACAAGUUUACGACAGGCGAGCAGAAACGAUUUUGAAAGAAAUUUCUACAAACUUAUGAAUAACGCUGUAUUUGGUAAGACAAUGGAAAACGUACGAAAAUAUAAGGAUGUUAAAUUGGUAACAAAAUGGUCCGGAAGAUAUGGUGCAAAUUAUUAUAUUUCACAACCAAAUUUCCAUAGUUGUACGAUAUUUGAUGAAAAUAUGGUACUUAUUGAAAUGAAAAGGCUAAAUGUUACAUUUAACAAGCCAAUAUACAUAGGAUUCUGCAUACUUGACAUUUCAAAAACUAUACUAUACGACUUUCAUUAUAAUUACAUUCAAAACAAAUUCUGUGAGAGGGCCAAAUUACUUUAUACUGACACAGACUCGCUAAUAUACCAGUUCUUUGUUGACGAUAUUUAUCAACAUAUAAAACAUGAUAUACAUAAAUUUGAUACAUCGGACUAUCCACCGAAUAAUAUUUAUAAUAUACCUUUAAAAAAUAAAAAAGUCUUAGGUCUUGUUAAAGAUGAACUUUGUGGUAAGAUAUUUUCUGAAUUCAUCGCUUUGCGAUCGAAAAUGUACGCUAUAAAAUUGUAUAAUGGUAAUGAUAAGGAGAAAAGUGAUGUAGAAGUUAGGAAAAAGUCUAAAGGUAUUACAAGGGCAGCAAUUAGAAAAAUUACAUUUGAAGAUUAUUUUAAAUGCUUAUUCCACAAUAGAACAACAGAAGCUAGCCAAACUUUAAUUUUGUCGAAGAAACAUAAAGUUCAUACCGUGCGACAGAAAAAAGUAGCACUUAGUCCACACGACGAUAAAAGAAUGGUAAACUAUAUUUACACAGAUACGUAUCCGUGGGGUUACAAAGAUAGCAUUUAAUAUACGAAUAACAGUAGUAUAGUUAGUACCUAUUUCAUUUUUUGUAAACAAUUUAGAUCAUAUUCUAGUCUAAUAAUAUGUAAACGGAAGGUAUUGUGAAAUGUGAUGUACUAUAUAUUAUAAAUAAUAAAAAUAUAUGUAUAAAACGAAUAUUUGUGUGUGUGUAAUUUACUACUUUAAAA
Agrilus planipennis (emerald ash borer) is the source of this 1837-nucleotide messenger RNA. RefSeq names its product DNA polymerase-like. The transcript has a single exon. Lineage: Eukaryota; Metazoa; Arthropoda; Insecta; Coleoptera; Buprestidae. The record is from RefSeq and is a predicted model, not a curated record. The coding region runs from base 237 to 1655 and encodes 472 amino acids.